AUGCCUCGUGUAAUGAUAAAGGGAGGUGUAUGGAGGAACACCGAAGAUGAGAUCCUCAAAGCUGCCGUCAUGAAAUACGGCAAAAACCAGUGGUCCCGGAUUGCGAGUUUGUUACACCGAAAAUCCGCCAAGCAGUGCAAAGCUCGAUGGUACGAAUGGCUGGAUCCGUCAAUCAAGAAAACAGAAUGGACGCGGGAAGAAGAGGAGAAACUUCUUCAUCUCGCCAAGCUGUUGCCCAUGCAAUGGAGGACCAUCGCACCGAUCAUCGGCCGUACCGCUGCCCAAUGUAUCGAACACUACGAAACUCUCCUCGAUCAAGCGCAGCGGAAAGACGAACUCGGCGAUGAUUUCGACGAUCCGCGUAAGCUCAAGCCGGGCGAGAUCGACCCGAAUCCGGAGACGAAACCCGCGCGUCCAGAUCCGAAGGACAUGGACGAGGAUGAGCUCGAGAUGCUGUCCGAGGCUCGAGCUAGGCUGGCCAACACUCAGGGUAAAAAGGCCAAGCGCAAGGCUCGAGAAAAACAACUGGAGGAGGCGAAACGCUUGGCCAAUCUCCAGAAACGUCGGGAGCUCCGUAUGGCGGGAAUAGAGGUCCAGAAGAAGAACAAGAAGCGCAAGUACAUGAUCGACUACAAUGCCGAGGUUCCUUUCGAGAAGAGGCCGGCGCUUGGAUUCUACGACACGAGCCAGGAGAGCUACGACCCGAUGGAUGCGGAUUUCGGUCGUCUGAGACAGCAAGACCUAGAUGGCCAACUCCGUGUCGAGAAAGAAGACAAGGAGCGCAAGAAGGAUAUGCAGAAACUGAAACAUCGCAAAGAGAACGACAUUCCUUCGAUGGCAGCCGAAACCGCUCGGAAACGGACGAAGUUGGUUUUGCCGGAGCCUCAGGUUUCGGAAGGAGAUCUCGAACAAUUGGUCAAGAUCGGUAGGGCGAAUCAGAGUGCUAAGGAGGCGGUGCAAGGCGAGAAUAGUGUCUCCGAUGCCCUUUUGGCCGAUUACGACAUAACAGGAACCCCGGGUGCAACUCCGGCGAUGAGAACUCCUCGACAAGCGACGACGUCCCGGGAAAGUAUUCUUAUGGAGGCCCAGAAUCUAAUGGCUCUCCAGAAUACGGAGACGCCGCUGAAAGGGGGCGUCAACACUCCCCUUCAUGAGAACCAAUUGGCGAUUACUGGCGCUCAGGUGAAAGCAACCCCGAAUCAGAUCCUGACCCCGUACAAUGGGGGCGCGACUCCUCGCACCGUAGAAUCUGCGAGGAACCUAGGAGAAACUCCGCUACACGACAAGCUAAAUAUCAACCGCGACGCUAUGGGGUCGGAACUGGUCGUGGCAGAUCCACAGUCAGCGCUGUCGAAACUCCCCGCUCCUAAAAAUAAUUAUGAGAUCGUUGUUCCCGAGGAGGAUGAAGUUGUGGAAGCACCUCGAGUAUCUGAUGGUGCCCUCGGAGUUGUGGAUCAGGAAGAAUUGGAUCUCAUGAAAGAGAAGGAACGUCAGGCCAAGAUCGAGAAGGAAUGGAAAUCCGAAUCGAUGCCUAUACAGCGGUUCCUCCCGAGACCCUACGAGGUCAACGUUCAGAUUAUGCGACCGCCUCCGCAGUCGACAGAUGAUCAGCUGACAGAUCUCCAACGAGCAGAAGAGCUAAUCAAGCAGGAGAUGCUUGUGAUGAUGCACCGAGACUUCCUAAGACACCCGCCGGCCCGCAGCGUUACCGCCUCAACGAAGAAGAAAGACCCGGCGGUCGAGCAGACGAGGUGUUCGGUUUAUCUCGAGAAACAUCCGUACGUCCAUGUCACGGAGACAGAAAUGAAGGAUGCCAAGCGGCAACUUGCCCAAGAAAUGGAGGUCGUAGCCAAGGGGAUGGGUCACGGCCCAAUAUCCGACGAGGUUUUCGCUCAGGUAUGGAGCGAGUGUCUUUCGCAAGUUCUGUACCUACCGUCUCAAAAUCGUUACACACGCGCGAACCUGUGUACCAAGAAGGACAGAAUCGAGAGUUGCGAGAAACGACUCGAAACAAAUCGGAACCACAUGGCGCGUGAAGCCAAGAAAGCUGGGAAACUUGAAAAGAAGCUUCGAGUGCUCUUGGGAGGAUAUCAUUCGAGAUCUCAGGCUUUGGAAAAACGUAUUCAAGAGCUCCAAGACCAACAGGAGCAAGCCAGCAUUGAGAAAGAUACAUUCGAAGCUCUGGCCGCACAGGAAGCGGGCGCGAGUUCCCGACGUCUGGAAAAUCUUCGCGAAGACGUCCAACGGCAGAAGGAGCGGGAAGCCGAACUUCAAGAAAAAUAUCGAGCCCUCGUCGAGAAGCAGAACUCACAGAAGUCCUGA
This is a messenger RNA of Galendromus occidentalis (western predatory mite), 2322 nucleotides long. RefSeq names its product cell division cycle protein 21 (gene Cdc5). Lineage: Eukaryota; Metazoa; Arthropoda; Arachnida; Mesostigmata; Phytoseiidae. Gene Ontology annotation, cellular component: Prp19 complex; spliceosomal complex. The transcript is spliced from 3 exons. Gene Ontology annotation, molecular function: DNA-binding transcription factor activity, RNA polymerase II-specific; RNA polymerase II transcription regulatory region sequence-specific DNA binding. Gene Ontology annotation, biological process: mRNA splicing, via spliceosome; regulation of transcription by RNA polymerase II. The coding region runs from base 1 to 2322 and encodes 773 amino acids. The record is from RefSeq and is a predicted model, not a curated record.